GUGAGACUCUGUCUCAAAAAAAAAAUAAAAAUAAAAAUUGCUCAUGUUGUCUGCACCCAAGAUUCCUGAUUCACUGACCAUCCUGAUAAUUGGUCAGUCUCAUUUUGCCAGGCUGAAUUACUGUAGGAUCCUUAAUCCUCACAUAGUUAUCCUGGGUUCCAGUUCUGACCCACAACAACCAGCACUAUUACUUAGUUCUCUCUUCCAUGUCACCAAAGACAAUACCUAUUUUGUUUUUCUUGCAAGCCCAGACCAAAAAUGUCUGUAAAAAUUAACCUUAUUUGCUUGUGAUCCAUAGUAUGGAUGCUACGGUCCAAGGCUCAAUAUUUGGUUUACCCACCCAAUCCAUCUCUUUUUACACUUUGGGGGCAUUAUGAUGGGAAUUCAAAGAUGCUUCAAAAUUUCAUGGGGAAAAACCAGUUUGUUUUUUACUGAAAUCUUCCCUCUUGGUUUUUGUGUUCAGAUAACACUGGAUCACUUUUUUGUCACAAUUCUUUGCAAGAGACUAAUGACAUUAUCAUCUUGCUGAAACUGGCUUGAGUUACAUGUUUGAGAAAGACCCAACUCUUACUUUAGAAAUCAAAUACCAGUAGACCCUAAAGUAGUCCACUAUAGGCAAAAUGGGUCCAUUGGGCAUGUUUCCACUGAUACUUUUUUUUUUUGAGCAGAGUCUCACUCUGUCACCCAGGCUAGAGUGCAGUGGCAUGAUCUCGGCUCACUGCAACCUCUGCCUCCCGGGUUCAAGCAAUUCUCCUGCCUCAGCUUCCAGAGUGUCUGGGACCACAGGCACACGCCACCAUGCCCAGCUAAUUUUUUGUAUUUUUGGUAGAGAUGGAGUUUCACCAUGUUGCCCAGUCUGGUCUAGAACUCCUAAACUCAAGCGAUCCACCUGCCUUGGCCUCCCAAAGUGCUGGGGUUAAAGAUGUGAACCACUGCACCCAGUCUCAACCAUUUUUUGCUACAAAAAUGGAGAUUUCAUACACCCCAAACUAAAAAACUGGACCUCAAAAUGAAGAUAUUUAUGCUAUGCCUAUAUGCAUCAAAAAUAGGAUACUUUGGCUGGGCACGGUGGUUCACACCUGUAAUCCCAGCACUUUGGUAGGCCAAGGCAGGCAGAUUGCUUGAGCUCAGGAGUUCGAGACCAGCCUGGGCAACAUGGUGAAACCUCAUCUCUACAAAAAAAUACAAAAAUUAGCUAGGGAUGGUGGCAAGCACUUGUGAUCCCAGCUACUUGCCACUGCACUCCAGCCUGGGCAAUAGAGUGAGACCCUGUGUCUCCAAAAUAAAAAAUAAAAAAAAUAAUAAACACAGGAUACUUUGGUUAAUCCCUUUAAAUUAACAAAGGUAAUUACCUGAUGCAGAGAGAAAAAAACAGACAUUUUUAGAAGUGGAAAGGAUCCUAGAGGUAAUUCAGGAAGACAUGAAUAAAAGGUAAUAAAAAUGUUACUUUAGAACAAAUGACAAUAUGAAUGACUGUAGGGAAUAGCUAGGAAAAAAGGCCAGCCUGUAGAGAGUCUCAGAGUGGAAGGCACUUGCCUCUAAGCUCUAUGCCCAGAGAGGACAACAGAUCAGGUGUCUGUGAGUGAGAAACCAGGGGAUGCCCAAAGUUCAAGGGUAAGGACGGACUGUGAAGUUCUCAAAUCCAAGGAUGUCGGAAAGGACUAUUAAUCCAUAAACACAAACAUCACUUUAAACAAGUCAGGAUUGUUGAAUUUAAUUAAAAACAUUUUGUUCUGCUCUAAGCGUUUAAUAAAAGGAUUUAUGGAGAAAUUGCUAGGCUUGUAUAGCUUAGGAAAGAAGUGUUUAACAUUUUAUCUGCAAAUUGUAUUACUUUCUUCUAGAUACAGAUCAGAAGGAGAGGGAGAAUAAUAAUUAGCACUGGUGGA
Symphalangus syndactylus (siamang) is the source of this 1886-nucleotide messenger RNA. Its product is annotated as zinc finger protein ENSP00000375192-like. Lineage: Eukaryota; Metazoa; Chordata; Mammalia; Primates; Hylobatidae. The record is from RefSeq and is a predicted model, not a curated record.